Molecule: messenger RNA, 2485 nt
Organism: Daucus carota subsp. sativus
Lineage: Eukaryota; Viridiplantae; Streptophyta; Magnoliopsida; Apiales; Apiaceae
Product: ABC transporter G family member 1
Exons: 8
Coding region: 40-2331 (763 amino acids)
Cellular component (GO): membrane
Molecular function (GO): ABC-type transporter activity; ATP binding; ATP hydrolysis activity
Source: RefSeq, a predicted model, not a curated record
AUGCCCAUAUAAGCUUAGAUUAAAGAAGCAGCAGUGAGCAUGGGCUCUCCACUUAAGGUCCCUGCAUGGAGUCCUGGUGCGAGUCCAACAAGAACACUUCUGUUAGAGUUCAUGACAAGUGAAAAAGAUCCUCCCCAGCAAGAUAUAGCUCCUGAUCCUCCUCAAUUUUACCACAAUCAAACUGCUCUCACUAACUUUCCAUUUACCAAUGGGCCUUGUCCCACGUUUGUGCCACAAACGCAUCAGAUUCGGAACGCCAGCUGCCAUGAAGCGCGCUCCCUAGCGCAGUAUGAGCAGAAAAGAUCAGGUAAAAAUAGAUCAUCGAGAGUAUCGGAUAUUGAGAGAGUGGAAAGUGCAGCUAGAGAGGAUGGCUCCGGAAUUCACAUAACAUGGAAGGAUGUGUGGGUGACGGUGCCAUCUAAGAAAGGCGGUCGACGCCCCAUUCUGCAGGGACUCACCGGAUAUGUUGAACCUGGUCAGUCAUUGGCCAUUAUGGGUCCUUCUGGUUGCGGCAAGUCCACUCUUCUGGAUACAUUAGCAGGGCGGUUAGGCUCAAACACAAAGCAAAGUGGAGAUAUCCUAAUCAAUGGCCGCAGACAGACUCUAGCCUUCGGCACUUCAGCAUAUGUGACUCAAGAUGAUUCACUAAUGACUACACUUACUGUAUGGGAAGCAGUCUACUUCUCCGCUCAACUACAACUCCCUGAUUCCAUGCCAAUAGCCGAAAAGAGGGAAAGAGCCGAGACCACAAUAGUCGAUAUGGGUUUACAGAAUGCCAUGAACACAAGAAUAGGAGGGUGGACUGUAAAGGGUCUUAGUGGUGGACAGAAGAGAAGAGUUAGCAUCUGCAUUGAAAUUUUAACACGUCCGAGUCUUCUUUUUCUUGAUGAGCCUACUAGCGGAUUGGAUAGUGCAGCAUCUUAUCAUGUCAUGAGCCGUAUCAUAACACUAGCUCAACAAGACAAAAGAACCAUUAUUGCUUCCAUUCAUCAGCCUAGCGCCGAAGUGUUUGAACUUUUUCAUAAUCUGUGUCUCUUAUCUUCAGGCAGACAAGUUUACUUUGGUCCCACUGGAGGAGCAAAUGAGUUUUUCACAUCAAAUGGUUUCCCAUGCCCAGCAAUGAGGAACCCCUCCGAUCACUUCCUCCGGACUAUCAACAGAGAUUUUGACACCGAAGAUGAGCAAACACUAAAUGGAGGCCAAACGGCUGCAGAAGCUAUUAAUAUUCUUGUCAAGGCAUUUCAGUCAUCAGAGCACAGCCUUCAAGUUCAGAAUCGAGUUUCUGAGAUAUGUCAAAUGAAUGUUGGAACUGUGGAGACCAAGAAAAGCCAAGCAAGCUUUUUUACUCAAUGCCUUGUUCUAACUAAAAGAUCCUUCCUCAACAUGAACAGAGAUCUAGGGUAUUACUGGCUUCGCUUGAUAGUCUAUAUUACACUUGCCCUCUGCAUAGGUACUCUGUUUCGCAAUGUUGGCCAUACUUAUGGCUCAAUUCAGGCUAGAGGUUCGAUGCUCAUGUUUAUUGCAGCCUUCCUGACUUUUAUGGCCAUUGGUGGUUUCCCUUCCUUUGUGGAAGAUAUGAAGAUUUUUACGAGAGAAAGAUUGAAUGGACACUACGGUGUGGCUGCAUUUGUUGUGGCGAACACAUUCUCAUCACUUCCUUUCUUGUCCCUGAUCGGGCUUAUACCCGGAGUGAUAUCUUACUAUCUUGUUGGCCUCCAGAAGGAAUUUGGUCAUUUUGUGUACUACGCCUUACUAAUCUUCGUCUGCAUGAUGUUGGUCGAGAGCCUAAUGAUGGUGGUGGCUAGCGUUGUACCAGAUUUUCUUAUGGGAAUCAUAACAGGUGCUGGAAUUCAAGGCAUAAUGAUAUUAAACGGAGGAUUCUUUCGAUUACCAGAUGAUAUGCCUAAGCCAUUCUGGAAAUACCCAAUGUACUACAUUUCCUUCCACAAGUAUGCAUUCGAAGGGUUUUACAAGAAUGAAUACAUAGGCCUAUCAUUUCCUAAUGAAAAGGCUGGAGGACCUCCUAGAAUCACAGGUGAUGAAAUUUUGCAAGAUAUUUGGCAAGUGGAAAAUGGUUAUUCUAAGUGGGUGGAUAUGACAAUUCUAUUGUUGAUGGUAGCUACAUAUAGGAUUUUGUUCUUUCUAAUCAUAAAGGGAGUAGAGAAGUUUAAGCCCGUGAUCAGAGAUUUUCUUAGUAAUAUUUCUAUCAAGCAGCAACCAUAUUCAGAAGAUUCCUUGCAGCAUCAACAAGAAUCUAGCGUCCGUACUGUUCGUGCCUUUUCAGUUUUAGAUUGUAAAUGUUAUCAAGUGGAUGUAACAUUUCGCGAUUAGUUAAUGGCAGAGGUUUAUCAAGUGGAUGUAACAUUUCGCUAUUAGCUCAUGGCAAAGGCCGAAAGCCGCAUUCAUAUUCGGCUAUUCAUGUCAUAGUGUGUGAGUAGGCGUUUCUACCAUUAUUGACUUUUUAUGCAAUCAAUCUUAAGAUUAA